AGAAAGAAAAGAAAAGGAGAACGGUAGUCGGCAAAAAGAGAGAGAGAGAGAACGAGAAAAUAAAGGAAAAUUUUGAUAUGGGUUGCCAUCUUUUCGGCUUAUAAAUUUGGGUUUCAGUGACGGUUUCGUUCUGUGUGCUUUUCAUUCACGUGUCUCUCUUUCUCCAUUCUUUUUCAAUAUUUUGGUCUUUGUCUUUGUGUAUAUAUACACCUACAUAUACAUAACUUUCUUCCUCUCCCGUGCUUUCUUCUGUUUGUUUCUCAGUAGAAAGAAAAGUAAAUCUUAUCGCCGUUUCUUUCUUUUCAAGUCUUCUUUGACGGUGGGUUUUUGAUUUUUUGGUCAUUCGCAUCUCAUACGUGUGUGUGUAUAUAUAGUUGUAUGGUUUUCAUUCUGUGCUUAAGGAGUUAAAAGGGUCUUGAUAAGAGUGAUAAAGAGGUUUGAUUAAGUAUCUAUAGAGAGAAAAUGGAUGGGAAGAAGCAAGUGGGUUCAUCUUCUACCUUCACUUCUGAGCUGUUUGGGUCCAAAGAAUCUUCAUCUUCUUCUGGGAUUUUCGGUUCUAUCUUUGCACCAUCGUCAAAGGUUUUAGGGAGAGAAUCUCUGCGUUCUGAAGUACCAGGGAGAAAGCAUAGCUCCUUCGCUGAAUCAUACAACACCAAACAUGAAACUUCAGAUGAUGCAUCCAUUAACAAAGGAACUGAGAACCAAAGCCUACAAAGCACAGACACCGGUUCCAUUUAUCAGGAACAAAGAAUGCAACCAUGUCACCUAAGCUCAUCAAUCUAUUAUGGUGGUCAAGACGUCUAUUGUCAACCCCAGACCACACCAAGCUCGACGUACAAGCAAGAUGGGGCUGAAGAUGAUUCAGGUAGCGCGUCACGGGGCAACUGGUGGCAAGGGAGUCUUUACUAUUAGAAGGCCAGGAGCUCUGUUGUCCGAGCUACAUUUACCAAGGCAAAGUAGGAAAAUAUUAUAGCAGAGAAGGUUAUAUGAAGAUAGAUGAUAAUAGUCGGAUCGGUGGUGCGAGCUGGUUGUUUGUCUCCCCUCCAAACAGCAUGACCUUAAUAAGAAUCAAUAAUCAAUAAAUGUUUCUGUUUCUUCUCUUUUUUUAUUUCCUUUCUGUAAAGGGAUGUUGAACCUGUUCUUUUCCUGUAUAGUUUUAUGGUUAAGAAGACUUAUUUUCUCUUUCAUUGCUAUAAAUGUUGAAACUCUGAAUUGGUUUUCUAUAUGGUGUGGCUCAACUUUUUCUGUACA
Molecule: messenger RNA, 1251 nt
Organism: Humulus lupulus (European hop)
Lineage: Eukaryota; Viridiplantae; Streptophyta; Magnoliopsida; Rosales; Cannabaceae
Exons: 6
Coding region: 463-912 (149 amino acids)
Source: RefSeq, a predicted model, not a curated record